Molecule: messenger RNA, 1492 nt
Organism: Panicum virgatum (switchgrass)
Lineage: Eukaryota; Viridiplantae; Streptophyta; Magnoliopsida; Poales; Poaceae
Exons: 2
Coding region: 582-1025 (147 amino acids)
Source: RefSeq, a predicted model, not a curated record
GUCGAAGACGUCUUAUUAGCUUGUUUGGUUUUUGAGGAGGAUUGCAUGCGUGGGCAGCAUGAAGAUGAUCAGCUUCCCCUCGAGGUCAAGAUGUGCCCUUCAUCUCAUGCUGCCUCUGGCUCUCCUCUGCCUCUUCUCAGGUGCGCCGCGGCGCGCUGACUCUGCCCGAGUCUUCACCAUCGUCAACCUGUGCGAGACGACGAUCUGGCCGGCCGUGACGCCCGCCAGCGAGAGAUUCGGCGGCGGCGGCUUCGCGCUCCGGCCGGGGCAGUCCGUGGCGUUCACGGCGUGUUAGCGCGCGCUCUACUGAUGAAGACGGAGCUGUCACUGUUGGGCUCAGUGUGUGCGUGCGAUCCGGCUGAACAAACCUGAAUUCCGAAGAGCAAGCUGCCCUCGUCGGGUCAGCCGCCGCAAUCCCCUUCUCCUUCCUCCGAUCCCAUUUCUGCUAGCCUUUUCCCCAAUCUCUUCUCUCUUGCUAACACCUGGUAUCAGAGUCACGUCCUGGUGCUUCCCCUUUACCCGAUCUGGAUUCUUCUUCGACCCACGAUCAUUUCACUCGCCUUCAGCGCCGCCUUGGAGCCAUGAACCCCGACAUCAAGCUUGUGCUGGACACCAUGUCCAAGCACUUCGAGGAUCAGGACGCUCGCUGGGAGAAGCGCUUCACCGAGCACGACGAGAAGUGGGAGCACAAGUUCCUGGAGACCGAUGCCGCUCAGGACGUGCGCGUCUCUCGGAUCGAGCGCGCGGCGGACGCGCUCGAGCAGUGGCGGCCCGAGAUCGAGGGAUCCGUCGACGACCUGCGUUUGGAGAUGAAGAAGCUCAACAAGUACUAUGAACGCACCACCUUGGAGAACCAGGUGGAGGCGCCGCUUCUCUCCACCAUUCCUCUGCUUCCGGCCGGGCGCACAUCGGCGCCGGCUCCGACCAAUUGGCCCAACGGGCACUGCGUCGACACCAAUUCACGGGAGGAUGGCUUUGGAUCGGUUACGACCUUAGUUCAUCCCCCCGCCCAAGGGUACGUGUGAUCGUCCACCUUCCCGUUCCCGUGUUCCUCCUAGUGAGAGUCCUUUGCGUGAGACACCCCCUCUUCCUGGUUCGCGGGGCGCCCCCGGUUCCACAGGUCGCAUGCCGAAACUGAAUUUCCCGUCCUUCGAUGGCGAUAACCCAAAAUUAUGGCUCUAUCGUUGCGAGAGUUACUUCGAGAUGUGUUCCUUAGAGUCUUCCAUUUGGAUUCCUCUGGCAGCCAUGCAUAUGAAUGGUCCUGCGGCCAGAUGGUUUCAGUCAGUUGAGGAGAAACUCAGAUCUGCAUCCUGGUCUGAAUUUUUGCAUCUCCUUUUAGAUCGGUUUGGUAGAGAACAAAAAGAGUUGUUGAUCCGUCAGCUUUUCCACAUUCGACAGUCCGGUUCAGUAGCUGAUUACGUGUCCUAGUUUUCAGAGUUGUUGGAUCAGUUAGUUGCUUACGGUCAUUUCAAUGAUCCCAUCUAUUACGCUA